AUGGAAAAAAAUCAGCAGCAGAUGCUGUCAUUUUUAGUUAUGGUCAUGCAAAGUCCAGGAUUUUUGGUUCAGCUGCUACACCCAAAAGAAAAUAACUGGCGGAUGGCUGAACCAGGAACUAUAAUAGAGCAAGGUGCAGAUGAAGGACAAUUAGCUGCUUCUGAUGGUAUGAUAAUACGAUACCAGCCGCCACAAGUGGAGGAGAUGCCUACACCAAUGGUUUCAGAAAUACCACAAGCAUCUAACCCUUUACCCGAUAUGAGAAAAGAUUCUUUCUUGAGCCCAGAUUUUGUGAAAUUGCUUAUGGAAGAAAAUUUAUCUUUUGAAAAUCAUGCUCCACUUGCUCUACCAGAAUUGCCAGACGAUAGUGCAUGGGAACAGUUUCUUUUAGCCACUCCUUUCUUACGGAAUAUUGAUGAUACCAAACAUGAUGGUGAAGGGCUAUGA
Molecule: messenger RNA, 447 nt
Organism: Jatropha curcas
Lineage: Eukaryota; Viridiplantae; Streptophyta; Magnoliopsida; Malpighiales; Euphorbiaceae
Source: RefSeq, a predicted model, not a curated record